Molecule: messenger RNA, 3917 nt
Organism: Nilaparvata lugens (brown planthopper)
Lineage: Eukaryota; Metazoa; Arthropoda; Insecta; Hemiptera; Delphacidae
Product: cAMP-regulated phosphoprotein 21
Exons: 24
Coding region: 662-3460 (932 amino acids)
Molecular function (GO): nucleic acid binding
Source: RefSeq, a predicted model, not a curated record
AGGUGGCGUUAGUAGGCAGUAGUGGGUCAGGCUUGUGGCUGAAGGGCCGUGUUCGUGCUGUUCUCUCAAAUCAGUGUUUUAUUGAAGUCUACAAUGCUAAAGAAAUUCCGUAAAAACUUGUGAGCUUAGCUGCUCUGAGUUACGCAGUGAAUUGAAAGUCUCAUAGAAUAUUCAUUUCAUUCUAGAUAAUACAACAGCCUCAACAUUGGGCUUCACCGUCAUGACCAGGAGAAUGUGCAAACCAAAAAAUACAAAGUUCCCAGCAUAGUCGUUCAAAACGGACCUAGCUCACCAGCAAUGGAAAGGUCCGCGCAUCCUCAGCGGACUCUUUCCAAGCAGACCGAAGUGGAUGAGGAGGAAGAAAUUGAGACUGUUGCUCCAGCAAAGGAGAAAAAUAACGAAGCGAAGCCACCUGAUCCAACUCAGUCUAUCACCAAUAACAACAGCAUAGGGCUUGGCCACAAAUCCAGGUCACAAUCGAAAGUGAAGCUUCUGGUUCGAAGCCAUGCAGUAUGCAGUCCACCCCCCGAUCUGGCCACCCCUCCCCCCUCGCCGCCCCCGCCGCCAACGCCAACAAACAACAAUGAUAUUAAUAAUAUAAAUAGUAAUAAUAACAGUAGUAGCAAUAGUUUAACUGUGACGAGACACAAGCUUCGUCGCGAUGGAUCGUCACAGGGAAGUGUUGAAAGCAAUAGUUGGUCUCCAUCCAACUCUAGAGGUAGCAGUACGGAGCAAUAUACUGACAGUACCCGGGGUUGACCUGGAGCAGUUCAUAGCCGAAACAUUGAAUCGCAAUCAAAAGGAUAGAAUCCUCUUAUUGAAGAUAGAACAUGAACUUGUCACCCUUGCCAAAGAUACUAAGAGAACUGUGCACAAGUUUCCACCGAUGUCUUCUUACCAGAGAAUGCUGGUUCAUCGAGCUGCCGCUUAUUUUGGCAUGGAGCAUAACCUCGACCCGGCAGGACAUUCAGUUAUAGUCAACACAACGAAAGCGACACGAAUACCUGAUUCUCGAUUCAAACAGCAUUUACGGGAGGACUUAUUGUUCCCAGAAGAACCAAGAAAAUCAAUUUUGAAACGUGAUUCUGCAUCUUUUGAAGAGACUGGCAGCUUUAAGUCUGUGGAAAACGGAGAUCCUAGACGGAGUAAAAGUUUUGAAGAAAGAGAAGAAGAGUAUGAGAAAGUGCGAAGACGAAUCUUCAAUCGAAAUGAAGAAUCCGGCUCUUUCGAAGAAUUGGGCUCUUAUCAGGAUGCAAGUUGGGUUAGUCCGGAUUCUGAAAACGUGAGCUCGCGCCAACGGACAAAUUGCUCAGAAAGGCCUUCGGCAAGACUGCUCAAAGUAGAAUCAUACGAGUCUCGUGAUGCUCUCAGAGCUAAUAGUUUGAGGCAAACUGUUUCCAAAUCUUACAGCUUUGGGGGAUACGAUCAGUCGCAGCCCACUACCAGAAUACUAACAAAGACAGAUUCUGGCAGUAGUAUGUCAUCCAGGUUGAGUCCCUCGAGUUCAGGCUACAAAUCGCAAUCUCAGCGUUCAGAUACAACAACCACUACUAGUGCCACACCUUCCCCUACUGCCACUCCUCAUCCACAUCUCAAUCAGAUGUCUAGUCAGAGUGGCGAAGGUGUGCUUUCACCAGAUGUGGAACAUAUAGACCGCAGCAACGAUUCGACGGCAACUGUAGUCUGGGCAGUCACCAACAUAACAGCUGUUCCAGCGGGCUCGGUGCUCAUCAAUCCUCAAACAGGCCUGCCCUAUACCAAUGCCGAUGGAUCCCUCUACCAUUACGAUCCAGACAAUCCUCCCCGAGUGAUAGACUCCUCCCUUGUCACUUCCCCUCCGACUCACAACAAUAAUAUUGUCGAUAGUAAUAAUACUGAUAGUAAUAAGAUUGCUGAAAACGCUAAUAAUAGUUGUAGUACUAGUGAUAGUGCACAGAUAGUGCAAGAGGCAGCGCCUCCACAGAAGCCCACCUCGCCUCCUCCUCCUCCAACAGUCACUUCUUCUGCUACUUCUCCAAUUCCUCCUCCUGAAGCUACUUCUCGUCCGCCUUCUCCUCCUGAAGCUCCUCCACAAGAGGCUCCUCCUAAAGAUGCUCCUAAGCAAGAAGCUCCUCCAAAAGAGGCUCCUCCUCAGAAAGCUCUUCCUCAAGAGAAGCCUGCUCCUAAACCUCAGCCUGCCGCAGCUUCGAAGCCGUCUCCAACUAAGCAAUCUCCUAUCAAACAUCAGCCACCGCGUAGGCAAGAUUCGGUCUCUUCAACUAGUCACCAUGCGAACAAUUCACACCCACCUCAUAGCAAUUCUAGUCAGAAUACGAAUGGCUUCAGAGAAUCUGAUAAAUACGUCCAUCAUCCAGUUACGUCCACUACUCAUUACGGUCACCAACCACAGCAUGGUUCUCCAUUACCUCAUCAUGGGCAUCAUUACCCAAUGGCAGCGCCUGGUCCCAUGUACCCAACCUACCCUCCAGGGACCUACAACAUAGUUCUGCAGCCGCCAUGCCCCAACCAGCAACCUCCCGGUCUCAUGUAUACCUCCACCCAUCAGCCUGUUCCUCCCUACGAUCAUAUGUCUCCAGAGAUGACUGACUUAUCUGGUUAUAUGAUGGGUGUCAACAUGGAUGGAUCUCGUAAUACAGCAACACAUAAUGCUGAUAAUAGGGCGGGUCCAGCCAUCUACUGGUCUUACCCUCAAAUGCCUCAGGGACAGAAUAAGUCAGUACCCUUGUACUAUGCUCCCGCUUCUAGUCAAGUAGCGCCACCUCGGUUUAAUCAGCCAGGCCCUCCACCGUCCCCCGCCUAUCAGCCAUACCCCCCAGAGAGACCAGGUAUAAAUCCCUACAGCGGCAAUGACUGUAACAUGACUUAUCCACAACCUGCUCUCCAAAUGUAUUAUAGUCCUCAAUGCAAUAAUGGGAACGGAGCUCCUAGUCAACCUACUGCAUCAUGGAACAAUGGUGCUCCAAGCAAUAAUAGUGCUCCACUAGUCACUCUUCAGUAUCCUGCCACUCCAACCCCUCCGCAGAAUCUUUGUGCGAAUGUGCCAUACGCAAUGUAUAACGGCAAUGGGUAUGGGAUGAGACUAGGAGGAUGUUACCAGUAUCCUGGUGCCAAUGUUCCAUCAAAUCCCCUUGGUAAUCCUCAACCAGGAAUACCUUUACCUCACCUGUACAGACCGCCAAAUUUACCGGUUGGAAGAGGUAAUGGUCCAAGAGGAUCUCCUGGUAUGAAAGAUAUGAACGACUUUGGUGCUCAUAUGCCUGUCUACGGACUCAGAGUCAUGCCAGGAAAUGCUAAUCGUUUAUCUUUUGCUCUGUCAUCAAAUGGCGUAAAACCUGUUCCUGCCCAUCACAUGCGUAAACCGAGGCCAAAUUCUACAAGACCACUUCUGAUGACAACUCAGCCUACUCAUCAACAAAACUUUUCUCAUACAGGAUACCUGAUGAGUACCGUUGCACCUUGAUGAAAAUUCUAAGCUUGUUUUCUGUGUGUACCAGCACAAAAAUAUUUGUUGGAAAAAAUCAAAGUAAAUGUUUUAUUUUGCAGCUUACGUUUUUUAGUUGGACUCCAAUUUGAUCAGAAAAGUAAAAUAAAUGUUUAUUCUACUAAUUUUGCGGAAGAAGUUUUUUCAUUAAUAUGAAUGACAGGUCAUUAAAAUAUCAUGGUAGCAUACAAGUUAUCUUAGUAGUCAAAAACCGCUAUGUUAAGCAUGAAUACUUGAAAUUUAAAAAUUGUUAAUGUUUUGAAGUGUUUAUGAAUAUUGAGUUAAUAAGAGAGGAUUACAUAUUUAAUGUUAUUGUUUUUUAUAUUAUGUAUUCUGAAUAACGAAACGAGCAUUACCUACUGUUAUCAACUAGAAUUGGUUAUUGAACCUGUAAAAUCUUUUAAAUGUAUAAGAGCAAUAUAUUAUAUUAAUCGAU